Plasmodium gonderi is the source of this 1554-nucleotide messenger RNA. Its product is annotated as variable surface protein. The transcript is spliced from 4 exons. NCBI's taxonomy places the organism in Eukaryota, Apicomplexa, Aconoidasida, Haemosporida, Plasmodiidae. The coding region runs from base 1 to 1554 and encodes 517 amino acids. The record is from RefSeq and is a predicted model, not a curated record.
AUGGAACCCUAUGAUAUUCAAAAUGUAUUAGGGGAAAAAGUACAGACAGAUACAGAUAGUAAUGGUGAACAGGGAAUAGCUUCUGUAUCUAUUAGUACCAUUGAAAACGAAAACCAUAAAUAUGAGCAGUGCGAUAAAACAUUUACGAAAUAUGUAAAAGAAUUUGAUAAAGUUUUUCCAAAUUUGGAUGGAAAUAAUUAUACACAUUCAUGCAAAAAAUGUGAUGAGUUCCGUGUAUACAUAAAUAAUAUAGAACGUGAUUUAAAAGAAUGCAGUGAUAAGGAAAGAAUAUUAAUUGGUUUAUACCAAGACGAAAUAAAAAAAUGUAACGAAAGAUGUGCUAGAAAAUCAGAACGCUUUGGAAGUGCCUUAUCUCAUGUUGAAUCAACUGAUGAAUUAACUUCAGUAACAGAAAAACCCAGUAAAGUAAGCAAAAAUCAAAUAGAAUCGAAAAAAGAAGAUGUUUUAGCACAUUCAGAAUUUCUCCCCCAAACACCUGAAACAGUGGCAUUAGAAACAGGAAAAACUCAAGAUGAAACUUCAAAUAAGUCUUUAAGAGAAACAGAACUCCAACAACACGAUGUUUCAUCGUCCCAACAUGUUGUAAAACCUACUUCUGAUUCUACUGAAAAUGAAGAUAGAGUACCUGAAUCACCAGAAGAUAGUCAUCCCAAUGCACCUGAACAAAUGAAAUCAACAGAACAGUCUUUAUGUGUCUCAGACAAUUCUUUAAAAGGAGAACCACGUGGUAGUAACUGUCCUCAAGUAAGAAUAUCUACACAGUUACAUGAUUCAGGUGAAGAAUUACAUGUAAAUCCUUUAGAUAAUAUCCCUUAUUUGCGAAACAGUGAUUGUGCAACAGUUGAACACAAAGAAGAUCCCUUAAGGGCACACAUUGUUGAAGGUUCUGUUCCAUGUAGCACUCAUCAAGGAAACGCAAAUGAAUUAGGAGCUAGUAAAAGGGAUAUUGGUAGUGUAUAUACGACUAUAACAUAUAAUGACAGAACCCAUGUUGGUAUAACAGUUUCGAACCAUGGAACUUCUAGUGAUAUGCCCACUAUUUAUGUAUCUUUAGGUAAAGAAACUACACAAGUUGGAGGAUCUCGUAAUGCAACACAAGAAGGGUUGCUACCUGGGUCGAAGAACUCUUAUAGUUCUUCCAUAUCUUCUGGUACCCAUAAUCAAAUCACUAAUGUUGUUGCAAGUACACCUAUUAUAAAUGGUUCUUAUGGAACAAGUACAGUAGAAAAAGUAAGUGAAUUGAGUAGAAAUAGUGCUACACAGCAUAAUGGUACCACUGGAGAAGGUAUUGUUCUAGAUGGAUCGGAUGAUGAACAGGGAAUACCAUAUAAAAAUUAUAUGAUUAUGAUUUUAGUUCCCUUGACAAUUAUUUUGAUAAUGACACUUCUUGUAAAGUUCACACCAUUGGGGAUGCUUUUUACUAAGAAAAAAAGGAAGAAACGAAAACACAUGAAUGAAAAACUACAGAAGGUACUAUUAGAUCGUACACCUGCAACAGAAACACGUGUUCAUUUGGCAUAUAGCUAUUUGUAA